Laccaria bicolor S238N-H82 is the source of this 1305-nucleotide messenger RNA. RefSeq lists its product as uncharacterized. The transcript is spliced from 4 exons. Gene Ontology annotation, molecular function: 2-oxoglutarate-dependent dioxygenase activity. Lineage: Eukaryota; Fungi; Basidiomycota; Agaricomycetes; Agaricales; Hydnangiaceae. The record is from RefSeq and is a predicted model, not a curated record. The coding region runs from base 1 to 1305 and encodes 434 amino acids.
AUGUCCUGGAUGCAGGAAUUCGCAGCAGAUCUUCUCAAUGACUUCAAUAACUGCGAACUUCCUUUGACCAGAGCAUUACUCAUGUGCGACCAGUCUUAUUUUAUCGCCUUGCGAGACGCGGUGCAAGACCUGGCAUCUGGAUUAACUGGGGAGAAACGCAUCACGGAAAUUCAUACUAUCACGGCUGCCUCCUACGAAAAAAUGCGAAACUCUUCAUCCUCUACUGAACUCGCCAUUUGGAGAAGAAUGUAUACCGACUCAUCGAUAGUAAAAGCUCUGAUAGAAGUCGCUAUUUCGGCUUCGGCUCAGGCUAUAUCGACACUGGAUUAUGCCAUUAUCGUGGCGGGUGCCACUGGUGAAGGGCGCCUGGACCUAAUUCAUCGCCUCGUGAAAAAAAUUCAAUUUGCCUUUUGGCCUGGUCCAUGUCAGGCUGUAGCCCCGUCAGGAUCAAUUUCGACGUUGUCCUCGGUUCAUAUUCUGUCAACCGCCAAACAUGCCAUACCAGAAAUCUCAACACCUCCUUCACUUUUAUCUUUUCAGUCAGAAAACUCACGACAUCCAUUUAUUUUACGCAACUAUGCAGAUAAAUGGCCCGCAAUGACAAACCAUCCUUGGCGUUCGUCGCGCUAUCUACGUGCCGUGGCUGGUCCUGGUCGCGUUGUCCCUGUAGAGGUGGGAAAUAAUUAUCUUGCAGACGAUUGGAAGCAAGUAAUAAUGAAAUGGGACGAUUUUUUAUCCUCUCUCGAGCUCGAGGAUCAGCCACUUCCUUGUCGGAGUGACGAGGUUCUUUAUCUGGCCCAGCACGAUCUUUUCAUGCAAUUCCCUACAUUACGAGGGGAUAUCGUUAUCCCAGAUUACGCCUUUGCUUCUUUGUCAUAUACAGACCAUUCCUGCUAUCGGCCUCCAGGCAAUGACGACCAUAUUCUGUUGAAUGCAUGGCUAGGACCCAAGGCAACCGUUUCGCCAGCCCAUACUGACCCUUAUCACAAUCUUUAUGUGCAGCUUGUUGGUCGCAAGACGGUGUGGUUGGCACCACCAAGCGUAUCGCAGCAUAUGUCUCGGCACAGAAACACUGAUCAAGUUAUGGAAGAAAACGCUGCGAAAACAAUGACCAGUAAUACUUCUGAUGCAGAUGUGUUAUCUGACGGAAGUUGUAAAAGCAGUUUCCCAACUUUCUGGUCCCAGGUUGUGCCAACGGCAAUGUCCGCGACAUUGAAACCAGGAGACCUGCUUUUCUUUCCUGCCGGAUGGUGGCACGCAAUGCGUAGCGAAGAUACAAGUUUCUCUAUGUCUAUAUGGUUUUAA